AUGACAUGUCUCGACCUUCCAACGAUCUACCUCCUCCCCACUCACCUAGAGGCGAAUCAACGACAUGAGCUUGAGGUAAAGAUUCCGAGACUCACAUACGACAUCCGCGAGGCCGAGAUUAUUGUCGGAAACAUCUUCAAGCGAGAGAGAGCACUUUUCGAACUGAGACGCAAGAAGAUACUGUCGGAACCGGUGGAUGCAGCAGAAGCCGCAGGUGCGCAUCUCACAACGUGUCGCAAGCGCAGAAGGGCGUCUUCCGGAAGCGACAGCGACUCUACAGUGUACACCGAAGAUGGAGAGAGGUUCGGUUCAGGUACUGCGCAAGUCGCUGGGAACUCGUCAGCUUCAGAGAAGCCCGGCAACGUGGCCACUGUCAAAGUCGUGAAACUGGGGUGGCUGCAAGAUUCGCUUGCGCAAUGCAGGAUGCUCCCGCUGCAAGAUUACUUACUCUACGAAGGCAUCAAGAAGGACCCAGGCCGCACACCCGUCACCAAUAGGGGAAGUGACAUAUUGUCCCGCGCUGCAACCGAUGGCGCAAAGGGCAGUGUGUUGCCCCAGAAGAACAGGGCGCAAUCCCCUUCCGAGAUACACCGAUCAGUGCCCUCGUUGACCAGACAGACAACAUCGGAACAUGACUCGACUCUUGGGCUGCCACCUGUGCCUCAUUAUCUCAGAACAACAUAUGCUUGUCAGCGAUCUACUCCAGCCGAUCAUCCGAACGCUGCGUUCGUUCAUGGACUGAAGAAGAUCAGGACUAUAAGAAAAUUCGCAGGUGAUCAAAUAGGAGUGAGAGCGUACUCAACUUCGAUAGCCACGAUAUCGGCAUAUCCUCACGAGAUAGCCAACCCGCAAGAAGUUUCGAGGCUACCUGGCUGCGGCGCUAAGAUCGCCGAGCUGUGGCACGAGUGGAAAAAAGCCGGCAGGCUUCGUGAGUUGGAUGAAGGUCAGGCGAAUCCGAAGCUUUCUGCCAUACAGAUAUUUUACGAUAUUUGGGGAGUUGGCGACGCUACGGCUCGUGAUUUUUACAGUCGAGGAUGGCGAGACCUGGACGAUGUCGUCGAACACGGCUGGGGCAGUCUUAGUCGUGUGCAGCAGAUUGGCGUGAAGUACUAUGACGAGUUCAAGCUUAAGAUACCUCGAAUCGAAGUCCAAUCCAUCGCCGACACGAUCCUGGCUCACGCCCGCACAAUCCACCCGAAUUUCCAGCUGGUCCUUGUUGGCGGCUACCGGCGUGGCAAGCAAGGUAGCGGGGAUGUCGAUGUGGUGAUGAGCCAUCCCGACGAGCCUGCUACCUUGAACUUUGUCGACAAGUUAGUCGUGAGCCUGGAAAAGACUGGGCAUAUAACGCACACGCUCGUGUUGAGUAAGCACAACAGCGAGCGGGGCCAGCGGCCUGUCAGCUGGAACGGUAACGAGUUUACGGGAGGUGGCUUCGAUACGCUCGACAAAGCGCUUGUGGUUUGGCAGGAACCGGAGGCGAUUAGGCAAGAAGCACGAGAGAGGCCGCAUCGACGUGUGGACAUCAUAAUCAGUCCUUGGAAGACGGUCGGAUGCGCCAUCCUAGGCUGGAGCGGAGAGACAACUUUCCAACGAGACUUGCGCCGAUACUGCAAGAGACAGAAGAGCUACAAGUUUGACAGUAGCGGGAUCCGGAGCCGGCUCGAUGGCAGCUGGGUUGACCUGGAGAGCGGCGACCUCGGGCAGGCCCCCGACAUGUUGACAGCCGAAAGGAGGGUAUUCCAGGGCCUGGGCCUCGACUGGGUUCCUCCAGAGGAAAGGUGUACCGGCUGA
This is a messenger RNA of Colletotrichum orchidophilum, 1791 nucleotides long. RefSeq lists its product as uncharacterized. Gene Ontology annotation, biological process: double-strand break repair via nonhomologous end joining. The record is from RefSeq and is a predicted model, not a curated record. Gene Ontology annotation, molecular function: DNA-directed DNA polymerase activity; DNA binding. The transcript is spliced from 3 exons. NCBI's taxonomy places the organism in Eukaryota, Fungi, Ascomycota, Sordariomycetes, Glomerellales, Glomerellaceae. Bases 1 to 1791 code for a protein of 596 amino acids. Gene Ontology annotation, cellular component: nucleus.